AUGAACCGAUUCGACGAGAUGUUCGAUUUUGAAGCCUGCGACAACAACGACCAGGAUGUUAGCCUGGUCGCCGUCAACCACCUCUUCAGCAAUGGACCAGAUCUGUUCGGUCACGAGCUGUCUGAUGAGCUGACCGAAUCCAUGGCUAGCCCGCGUCCUGCCGGAUUUACCGAGCCCUUUGCUGAUGAAACAUCUCAUGAGCACACGUCCCUCCUAUCUUCUGGUGGCGAAUACUUCGACCAGUCGUUCGAUCUAUUCCAGAAAAUCGACUUCGGCAACGAUAAUACAGUUUUCGCAUCACUAUCUGCACCACAAUCUAUGGCUCAGCAGUCUGACGAUGUUCGUCUUGGCCUCAUCUUCGAUCCAACGCAUCCCGCAGUCCCGCUCAUGCCAACGCCUACUGUCGCGCCCGCUGCCCUGUCUGUCAAGACCCUCCCGUAUCCACAGAUUGUACCAGCCUCUGUCACAGCCCCGAACGGCGUCCCAUUGUGGCCUCUAAUUGGCAUGGACAAUCUGCCUCAAGCGUCGGACACUCAUCAGCAACAGUCAUGGCAGGUGUCCGCGAACCAGCAGACGCAGCUCUUCCAGCCUCAGCCAAAUGCCGCACAGGUUCAAUACAUGCAAGCUAUUCAGCAGUGGCAGAUUGUCGAGAACCAGCCCGCUCUGAGCUUGCAAUCAUCGUUCCAAUCACCUGCAAACGGCCGGUCACCACAGAAUGUGCAGUCAACCCAGAACUCUCAGCAGGCACGGGACUCUCCGCAACAGGAGAAUAUUCUUUCUGAUGAACAGCUCGCACUUCUACAAAACGGUGAGCAUACGGAGUGUGCGCAUCUGGCAAUUCAGGAGCCCCCACGUCAUGCUCCCAACGCCGCCGUUUUACCGACAUCAACAACUCCCUGCCCAACUGUCCCACCAACUGCUGUUUCUCAUGGAGAUGAUCAAGAGGAGUGGUCAGAAGACAUCCCACGUCCUCAUAAAGCCUGCACUAAGAGCACCUCCCGGAAUGUCCGCAUAGCGACCCCCGUGCAAUAUAGGCAUGAUGAAUCGUUGCCUCAAACUCUACAUGUUGGUUUGACAUUCGCCAACCUCCGUCAAGCUGAAACAUCAAUGACUACACGCUACCUGGAAUCCGAUUGGCAAGCCCCCUCACCGGACAACACUGUCCCAAACACGCAUCAAGACCGCGCUAAAUAUGUCGUCAUGAUGUUCAAUGCCUUUCAAGAUACUUCAGAAUGCAAGGACAACCAGGAAGGAUUCUCUUUCCUCAAGCGCUGGCUGCGCCCUGGCUAUUACAACGUGCAAGAGAUGGAGAAGGUGUGCUGGCACAUGCUCGACAUCGCAGAGCGCUUGCACGCGCACGGUCCUUACGCGACAAAUAUCUAUUGCCAGGACGCACUCAAAAAGCUAAAGGCUUCUCGUGGCCUAACUUUCGAGCAGCGUAUCGUCGCUAUCUGCGAUAUGCUUAAGCUCUCCAAGUUCCUAUGCGACAACUUGAUGAAGGGUGAGGGCAUUGAAGCACUGGUUGGUGCGCCCAAACAGAAGAUGUCAGGUGCGAAGACGAUGAUGGUGCAGAACCAGAAGCGUCAGAAGUGGAUCGCGUUUGGUCGCAACGAGGCUCCGCUUCAUCUCGCACCUGGAGAGGAUGGCAUUCUGGAGCCCGAUGAGCAGAACGUCAUUGUCAACAUGGCAAAUGUCUCCGAACCAACUCAGUGCAAGACCAAGCCAAAGUCUAAGCGCUCUGCACCAGCUACGACGCCUCGUGCGAAGACGAAUGCUCGCUCACGAACAGCUACACGCGAAGACUCUGACGAUGAGGAUGAACAUCCUGUACUCUUACGUCGCCAAUCAAUUUUCGACAACAAUGUUGUAGAUGAGUCUGAUCUCGAAAUGGCGGACGAGCUUCAGCGCUUCAUCUCUUCUAAGCCAUCUCCAGCGCCACGCACGCCUUCUGCGUCUCCAGGCAAGACUUCUGAAAAUGCUUUCUCGGCUUUUUCCGUGGCUUCUCCUGUCUUCCCAUUGCCCCCGAUUUCCGCUCCAGUACCAUUACCCACAGUUUCGAAUUAUUUAGGUCUGCCUUCUGCACCGGCAUCACCAGCUUCGCCUGAGUCCUCCCUAAAGCCUAUGCCGUCAACGUACGCGCCUUCUUCACAGGUCCGUAUACCUCAUGCUGAGAUCGAAGCUGCAGGCGCUCGAGCCGCAGAGCCGGAAGGAGCCUCUCCGAAGCCAAUUUCAAAGAAUCUUGAAGAGUUGCGUGCUCGCCGGCUUGCUCGGGCAGCUGCAGAGAUGAAGACAAAUGGUCAGUCAUGCAAUCAUUUAAUCAAUCUGAUACAAUCAGGCAAGCGUGCGAUUGGCCUGUCAGAGUCCGAGUCGAAGGAUGAACAGCCAGAUCCUCCGGCAAAGCGCCAGCGAAAGAACGCUUUUAGUUCUGCCGCACGUGAAGCGACACCUCUUUCAUCUGACGAUGGCGAUGAAUCCGAUGCUUCUGACAAGCCCGGAGCAGAAUUUUUACCAGCAGAUGCCGACGAGCAAGACGCAGAUGAAGGCGAGAAAUCUGAUCAGCAAGCAAAUGAAACUGAAUCAGACAACGAUGAAGACACCAACGAAGAUGAUGGAGAUAUUGAGGGUGAAGACCAAGAUGAAGAGGGCGCAUCUCAACAACCAGAGGUCGCCUCCCCAACUCGCCCUCCCUCCACAAAUCGCAAGCGCAAGCGUAACGAUAUGUCCAAGAGCGGGCAUAACACCUUUUCAACUUGGCCUCUUGUUGCAGUGAACCUACAUCGCUCCAAGAAGUCGAAGAAGCCAGAACAUCAAGACCAGGAGUCAGAAGACAAGGCCGCUCCUCUCGCAAAGCGCGCAAAGAAGGGUAACGAUGAGCCUACACAUAAGUCCACAACACCUGCUCCUGCUUCUAAGAAUUUCAUAGCGAAGAAGGAUAAGCCUCAACAGGAUGCACAAGGUCGCUUCGUUCGCCACGAGGUAGCAGCACCUGCCGCAUCCAUCAAACCUGUAGCACCUGCUAGACGUGUUACCUGUGCCGUUGCACGUGCAGCUGUUCUACCUAUUGCUCGCCGUAACACCGACCUGACUGGAGUUGCAUGUCGAAAGGGCGAAGAUGUGGGUCGAAAGUAA
This is a messenger RNA of Macroventuria anomochaeta, 3129 nucleotides long. RefSeq lists its product as uncharacterized. Lineage: Eukaryota; Fungi; Ascomycota; Dothideomycetes; Pleosporales; Didymellaceae. The record is from RefSeq and is a predicted model, not a curated record. The coding region runs from base 1 to 3129 and encodes 1042 amino acids. The transcript has a single exon.